Molecule: messenger RNA, 9157 nt
Organism: Anarrhichthys ocellatus (wolf-eel)
Lineage: Eukaryota; Metazoa; Chordata; Actinopteri; Perciformes; Anarhichadidae
Gene: klhl21
Product: kelch-like family member 21
Exons: 5
Coding region: 5292-7133 (613 amino acids)
Biological process (GO): protein ubiquitination
Molecular function (GO): protein binding
Source: RefSeq, a predicted model, not a curated record
CUGAAACUGAGUCGGCAUGUUUUUAUGUUCGUUUUCUUGCAAGCGGAGGACAGAUCGACAAUAGCGGUGCGUAAACUUAUGUUGGAAAAUAUCGCUGCGAGCCAUUUGUAAACAUUACGUGUACGUUCUUACGCAUUGUUGUCAUAAUAAGUAGCUUUUACUGACACUUCGUAUGUGUAUGUGUGUGGGGGGGGUCUUUGGGCCUUAUGUAUCUGAGUUAUGACCCAGCAUUAGCUUCUGCAUUUGAAUAUUAUCACAGGCCAAACAUGGCUUUGAGAAGAGGAAUUGUUUUCUCUGUCUGAGGCCUCAUGUGCUCCAUAAUGUGGACUUGUAUGGCUGCAGCAGUGAUACAAAUGUUUAUUAUAACAAGUGGUGGAAUGUAACUAAGUACAUUGCUACAUUUACUCAAGUACUCGUCGUAAGUACACUUUUGAGGUGAGUGUAACUACUUUACUUGAGUAUUUUUAUUUCUACUUAUUGCGUACAUAUUGUACUUUCUACUCCACUGCAUUUAUUUAUUAGCUUUAGUGACUUUGCAGAUUUAUAUUAUAAAUACAAAAUAUAAAUCAAUAGUAAUAAAUUAUGUAUUAAAGUUAAGCUCCACGAGUGUUGUAUAGGCCAACACAUAAAUGAAUCAAUAAAUAUUAUCCAGUAAUGUGAUAUAUGUUAUUCUGAAAUGGACCAUUCUGCAUAAUGAAUUUAGCACUUUAAGUUUAUUUUCAUGAUAAUACUUUUGUACUGUUACUAAAGUAAGCGUUUGGAUGCAGGACUACUUGUAACCGAGUAUUUUUCACUGUAGUAUUGCUAGUUACCUUCAUAUUGAAGGCCUGAAUACUUCUUCCUCCACUGAUUGCAACCUCUAAGUGUAACUGUUACAGGAGCAGGAAUUACAGGAAUGUAGCCUGGGCAGUUGAAGGAGCACACUGCUUGGUAUUUGAAAUGAUCCCUUGUGGUUUUACAAUAUGAAACGAGCACUAAAAAUUCCUUUACCCUACUUUCCCAAUACAAGAUUACUGAAUAAUGUGCUGCUUUAUUCACUUGGCAGUAGCAGGAGUGUGAGCUCAGUCAUUAAAAGUGCUACUUGACCAGGUAGGGGUUCGCUGAAUUCAAGAACACUUUCAGCCAGGCACUGUAGUGGAAGACGUAGAGAAAACAGCUUUUACUUAACUUAAAGGAGCAAUACAGCAGUAAUACAAUUAUAUCGCAAGUGAAAGUCCUGUAGAAGCAGAGUGAGGGUUUCUGGCACAGCUACAUCUACUUCCAAUGUGUGUGGAGAAGUGAAAACGUCUCUCAACUUCACUAUAAGACCAGCGUGUUUCAUCUUGUGAAGUAAGAAGUCCUGCAUUCAACACUUUACUCAAGUGAAAGUACAUAACAAGUAGAAAACAAUUAAAGUACUCAUGCAAAAUGCACCUCUCAAAUUGUUGUAUUUACAACAUACAGCAUGUUAUUGGAAUACUAUUAUUCUAUAGUAUCAUACUGAUAAAUAGUCAUUCAAGCAGAAUUGUGAUUCUUUUGGAAUUAAUCGGUAAGGUGGAGCUAACAUUUAAUAACUUAAUGUAAGUGUUGGGUAGUUUAAUCUAUAGCAAUACAUCAUAUUUUAUUAGUUGAUCAUAUUUGCCUACAUGUUAAGUGAUAUGCUGCUACGUAACUAUAGCUGUGAAAAAAACAAAAAAAUCACUCUCAAAUGUAGCUCAAUAUCAAAUGUAAAUGCAUUAGUUAGGGGUGGGCGAUAUGACCUAUAUUUAUCACAGUAUUUAUUUUAAUUUUGUGGUGACUGUAUUAUAUCACAGAAUUACAAAAUCAAACCGAAUACUUCACUCAAAACAUGAAUCUACCAAUUCUCACUUUAUUGGCAAUGGAGCACAUCUUAAGAAUAUUUGAAAAAAUGCAUUUUUGGCUUUUAAGAAUGAACAUGAGGUAUCGAGCUACAUGUGUUUUAGGACGAGUAGCCAGCCACAUCACGUGUAUGCAUUAAGUACAACAGUAGUGGUAAAUUCAGAGUUAGUGGUUUAGUAACAGUCAAGCUGUUGUUUCGUGCUGUGAUUAAACUGUAAUGCUGAGCAACCUGGAUCUCCACAAUCAAGAAUAUUUAGAAAAAAAGUUGUUUCCGUCCAUUUGUGAUUGGAUCACUCUCGGCGCAUGUUAAUGCCAGGUCUAAACAUGGGCCUUGUUUCAGCAUUGAGCUGGCCCUCCUCACUGGGGGGGUGGGGGGGUGAUAUGAGUGUGGUGCGGUUGCCUUUUUAUGGCCAGGACAGGCUCAGCUGUGGAGAAGUCCACUGUGAUGGCUGCCUCGGCCCCAGCGGCCUGGAUCGACAGCAGGGAGAGAGCAGCUGUCUCGGUGCGGUGAGCCCACAAGGUGCUGUGCUACAACUGGGCACUGCUGCAGAAAAACAAAAUGCCUUCCAGGUUAUGUGCCUCUCUUCAUAUUCUGUCGUGUACAAUACAAGUAGCCUGAUCUUAACACUUGCAGACUAAGAUACUAAAUAUGAAUAGCCGAGUUGAUUCUGUAAACGCUAGAGCUGUACUCCUGUUAUGAUCACUGAUACGGAGAUGACAAAAAAUGCAAAAUAACGUUAAAGCCUCGAUGUAAAUUGUCUUCGGUGGUAAUUGCACGCUCGUACCAGCAAGGGGCAACGCUAGCAUUCAAACCAAGAGAUGGAGAACGCACUGCAAACACCUUCUUGAAAACUGAGCCUGUUUUUGAUUUACCCUGUUGUCAUGCACAGAACAGCUCCUGAACAAACAUUAUGUACUCGCUGAAUACUUGGACUCUUGGAAGCCACAGUUUUAUGGGGUCUGUGGCACAAAGUUAUGCAGUGAAUACGUCGAGCACUGGUUUCUUUCUAGAUUGCAGUGUUUAAAGUUGGCUUUUUACAAGAUGAUGUUGUAAUUUUUUGCUUUUUUUUUGUUUUUUGUUUGCCUUUGUAUUUGUACUCUGAAUCUUGGUCUGUGGGUUGGUUCAGAUAUUCAUGUUCACCCGAGGAUGCAUCCUACUGACUUUAGUUUGUCGUGUAGCGCAGCCAUCGCGUUGACCUCUGUAGUCUUUGUGAAAUAUCUUACCAACUGUUGGAUGGAUUGCCACGAAGUUGGGUUCAUACAUUGAUAUCUCCCUAAAGAUCAUUUUUAAUCAUUUUGUCAAUCCCUCAUGUUUUCUAAACCAAAUUAUUUGACAAACUCAUCUGAAAAUUUCUGAAAUAAAUAAAAAUAAAAAUGACAUUCCCAUCAGUCUCAGCUAUAAUUUGUGUUUGGUGCUCAUUAGCAAAUGCUAGCAUGCUAAUCAUGAGCAUGUUAGCGUCAUGCUUACGCUAGCAUGUAGCUUAACGCCGCUAUCUCGGCCGUGGACUCUUCACACUCCUGGUUUAAACUCUGAUUCAGUAAGUUCACUUAGUCAGAGUUUCUAUUUACAGUCGUUCUGAUUAUUUGCCUGUCACCAAAUACACUUGUACCAUGGUUCCCAAGUACAGGAAUAGAUGAACAAUAAUAUACACCACCCUCCCCUCCUCCAUAGUUUAGUCCAGGAUGCUACUAAUGUCCUCUGACUAACAGCAUUGUACCUCAGGCUGACACUGUUAUAGUACGUGAUGAAAGGGAUGCUGAUCCCUUCGAUGCUGGCUGGUUCACCGGUUUCUCCGUACUCGUCGCUCAUAGCAGUGAGAUUGUUUCCACACAUCUCCCCUCCCUCUCACCUUCCUUCCCUCCCUUCAUUUGAGAGCGUACAUUUCUAUCGCCUAUUCUUGGAACACGCCGAUCGUAAGUUGCUCAAUACUUCUGACCUGAGGAGGAAGUCAUGGCUUUAAAAACGAUAAAAAAAACACAGCUAAAAUAUUUAUAUAAAGACCAGAUGUGAUAGUUAUUAAUUUACUUUUUCAGGUAUUUGUAACAGAGGGCAGUGGGAGUAAGAAACAUACACGACUGAGUAAAAGGAAAGCUCACGACGUCUAUGUAAGGAAAUGCCGUUAUCCCCUCUAACGUAAAGACAAUCACUUCUACAGAAGUUAGGUGUUUUUUCAGUGCGGGUCUGGGUUGUGAGAUCCUGUCUGCCCUUCAGGAGAGCAGUUUGAUCCCUCACAGAGCUCCAGUAUGUGCACCGCUGCAUUGUUGAACACUUGUGUGGAAUGUGUGCUAGGUUCUUCUGGCCAGAGGAGCUUUACUACAACCUUUAAACAAAUCUCUGUCAGGAGAUGCUUGUGUAUUUUGAGAAAGAAUGAUUAUCUCAUCUUGACAAUAAUCCUAGAUAGGCCUUUAAUGUAGACUCCUACCAACUCGGUAGCAACUUGUGUGUUUGUUUUUGUUUUUUAUUUAUUGUUUUCUCCUGGUAAAAUGUAAUACAAUAUGAUGUCAAAGUCCGCUAUACUUUUACUGUUAAACUCACUACAGCCAUGAAUGAUUGAAGCACUCUUUUCAACACCUUAUAGGGUCAAGAUUAGAUGCCUCAUUUUUUAUCAUUAUUGUAUUUGCAUGGGAAUGAAUAUACUCCACAUUCUGUCUGACCUUUCUGCUCUCAAGACAAAAAUAUACAGGCAACAAAGUGAGUUACUGCAUAUUGACUAUUAUAUUACAUUAAAUAUUGUCGUCAACUGGAAAUAUGUCACUAAUUUUAACAUUUAGUUUGCAAGGAAAAGAAUAAAACAGAAAAGCAGCAAAUCCUCACAUUACAGUAGCUGGAGCUGUGGAUCUAGAACAAUCCUAUAUUAGCUUUAGCACAUUUCUAACAUACAACUAGCAGUGAAAACUAAAUAAAGCUGGAUCUCGUAGCCACCUUCUAGUUUUAACAUUCAUGACAGUUACAGCUGAUUGAGAGUAUAGUUUUUGACACUCGGUCCGUCCCUGUUCCUGUUUGUCGGCUGUGAUCGAAGCAGGUCUGCUUUGGUAACCUGGCUAACAGAAUAUUAUGACGGGGAGCUUUUGUGUUUUGGUGUGCUGCUUUGCAGAAGGUGGUGAGGAGGCCUGGGCUCAGCUGGCUCCUUUCUCAAAGACCACUUACUUAAUGCUGACUGACCACAGAGACAUACCAAUGGGGGAGCUUAAACUCUCCCCACAGCAUCAGCUCACAGCCUGUUAGGUGUUCUCCCUAAACCCCCCCUCCCACCCGUGCCUUGAAAUGGACACUGCGCGUGUAUUUAUAGCCCUUGAGCACAAGAAGCUCUGUAUCUUCUCGAGAGAGACCAGAGUCGUGCUGAGCUUCGCCGUCGUGUUUUAUAGACGAAACAUGCCUAGAGGGGCUCAUCAGACGAAAACAUCGUUCUGACCACAACCAUCGGAUACUGAGACACUCAGAGAGAGGAGAGAUGGAAAAGCCAGUCUUGCAGACACAACCGUCCACCCUACCUUUUUUCGACACGGCCCACGCCUUCAACCUGCUGCGGGGAAUCCACGAACUCCGUGCCGAACGGAAGUUUUUCGAUGUGACUUUGUGUGCUGAGGGCCGCGAGUUCCACUGCCACCGCACAGUGCUGGCCGCUGCCAGCACCUACUUUCGAGCUAUGUUCGCAGGAACUUUAAAGGAGAGCGUUAUGGACCGGGUAGUUCUACAUGAGGUGUCAGCUGAGCUUUUAGGGCUGCUGGUGGACUUCUGCUACACGGGACGAGUCACCGUCACGCAGGAUAAUGUGGACGUCCUGCUGAAGACGGCAGAUCUGUUUCAGUUCCCCUCUGUCAAGGAGGCCUGCUGUGCUUUUCUUGAGCAGCGGCUGGACGUCUCCAACUGCUUAGAGAUCCAGGACUUUGCAGAGGCCUACGCUUGCCGAGAGCUGGCGACAAGCGCUCGCCGCUUUGUCCUCAAAAACAUAAUGGAGCUGGCUAAAGCCACAGACUUUGACCGGCUGCCGUGGAAGCGCCUCCUUGAGUUUGUGUCGGACGAUGAGUUUUGCGUUGACAAGGAGGAGGCAGUUUAUCAAAUUGCAUUGCGCUGGGUGAAGGCUGACCUCCAGCGGAGACUGCACUACUGGCCCGAGCUCCUCCAGCAGGUCCGACUCCCCUUCGUCAGGAGGUUCUUCCUGUUGGCCCAUGUGGAGAGCGACCCGCUCGUCUACUUGUCACCCACCUGCCUUCGCAUGGUGAACGAGGCUCGUAGCUUCCAGUCCUGCGAGUACGACCGACAUGACAGACCAUGCCACCGAAUGCGGCCGCGGCCGUCUACAGGGCUGGCAGAAAUCCUGGUGGUGGUAGGAGGCUGCGACCAGGACUGCGAUGAGCUGGUCACAGUGGACUGUUACAACCCCCAGACCGGACAGUGGCGCUACCUGGCCGAGUUCCCUGAUCACCUCGGAGGAGGCUACAGCAUAGCUGCCCUCGGAAACGAUAUGUAUGUCACAGGUGGCUCUGACGGCUCUCGUCUCUACGACGGUGUGUGGCGCUAUAAGUCUAGCGUCAACGAGUGGACAGAGGCGGCGCCCAUGCUGAAGGCCCGCGAGUACCACAGCUCUUGUGUGCUGAAGGGUCAGCUCUACGUGGUGGCGUCGGACAGCACCGAGCGCUACGAUCACGCUCUGGACUGCUGGGAGGCCUUACCGCCCAUGCUGCACGCCAUGGACAACUGCUCCACCACCACGUGCAGCGGACGCCUGUAUGCCAUCGGCUCCCUGACUGGGGAGGAGACCAUGGUCAUCCAGGGCUAUGAUGCAGACACCAACCGCUGGGCCAUGGUCAGCUGUGGACAGCUGCCGCCGUGGUCUUUCACACCGAAAACUGUUACCCUCAAAAGCCUCAUCUACUUCAUCAGGGAUGACUCACCCGAGGUCGAUGUUUAUAAUCCUCAAAAGAACGAGUGGGACAAAAUUAGUCCGAUGACCCAGGUGCACGUUGGAGGCAGUGUGGCAGCCCUGGGCGGUAAAUUAUACGUGUCCGGUGGUUAUGACAAUACUUUUGAGCUGUCGGAUGUGGUGGAGGCGUUCAAUCCGACCACCCGCUCAUGGACUCUUGCUGGACGACUACCUCAGCCGACCUUCUGGCACGGCAGCGUCAGCAUAUUCCGCCAGUUCAUGCCCCAGGUGACCAGUGCGUUUGGACCUACUGAGAUCCCCGAGUCAAACGCCAUCCACUUGCAUCGGCACCAUCGUCACCAAGCGCUCUACAAUCUCAACAACAAUCUCAACCAAAACCAGAACCAGGAUGUCAACCCAGCGCACUGAGUUGGGACAUGGAAGCCCCCCCCCCCCCGUUACAUUUUCAAUCUGAAAGGCCUGGCGGAAUGUAUACUAAAGCUAAGGCAAGCCACUACCUUCAAAUUGAAGGUGGGGAAGUUAACCAAACCAAACAGUUAGUCCUCAGGGUCGGGUUACGCUCAGUCAGAACUAGUUUGUCUGACCACGUUGGAAAUCAAGUGUUUUCUAGUUGUUCUGAACUGCUACACUCGAAGACGAAGUGAAAAGCUGGCCAUCAAAAGGGGGAGGGAUGUUAUUUAGAUACAGGGAACAGCGACAGUCUUUUUUUGGAAGGCAUUCAUCGUGCUGCACUUGUUUGUUGACGUGAAAAGUGACGACAAUAGUUGUGUGAAUAAUCAAAAAAGAGAGCACCUCGACACAGCUAAACAAUCAUGGCGUGCAGUGAGUGUGGAUAAUAGAUUUUGGGAAGUUGCAUAAGUGGUAGGUUGCAUACUGGCAGCUUCAUCAUGGAUGUCUUCCAAAAAUAGACUCUUUAACAACACUUUCAACACUGCAUAAAUGUCACCUUUGUGUCUUUUGUCCAAGUAUUUUUCUAGUGCAGAGUCUACGCCUCAUUUUGGUGCGUCAAGCAGUGAUGGGUUUAUAACUUUCCCCUGACGACAGAGAGCAUAAAAAGAAAAACAUAACUGCAGCUGCAGUGUUUGUUUCCCCCCCAUUGGCCACAAGGGGCAGUAGCAAGUCCAUUCCACAAUUUAAAAACUUGGAAAAGCUGCACAAAGGUGAGAUUGUUUACUGUAUGUGUUAGUGUUACAAGAGAAAAGACUCCAAGGAUGAAGUCUAGCUGGUUAAUUUUGCCACCUUCGACAAAGAGCAGCACACAGUCGCUUCCAGUCCCCAACAGGGCGAGGUGUUUCUGUGUACUGUCAUAUUUGUUCAGAAACAGCAAUAAUCUGUUUACAUUCCAAAAAACGACGGUAAUCACAAUUGAUAUAUCUCGCACUAAAAAGUAGGGCUGCACAGGAUAGUUUGAAGCUUCAGAGUUUUGUUAUAACGUUGACGUUUGAAUUUUAAAUCAACACACGAAUGCUGUGCAGCUGUUUUUGUUUUUUGUGUCUUUUCAUUGUUGUUAAAACCCCCGUAUGUCUUCACAGUUGCAGAUAAAGAUUAGGCUACACUAAUAUCACAACGCCAGAGCUUUAAGUCCAAAAAGUUACAAUUUAUUGAAAUUCAAUCCAUAUUUGUUGACGUUUAGCCUUUCAGAAACAUUUGAACUGUGGUCAAAUAACAGACAAAGGGAUGCAUGUACCUGUAUGAACGGGUCGGUAUAGCAGCAAUCUAACGGUACCGUAAAUUACAUUUAUAUAACCGCAAUCAUUUAAAAUAAUUUGGGUGACGAUGUCAUAAAAUAUGACGACAGAAAUUCGAAGCGUCAUAUAAAAACUUAAAUAGAAGCUUGAAAUGUAAAAAAGACAUUCGGUGCCGAACUACUAAACAGACAUAUGGCUUUAUAGGAUGAUUGAAAUAUCAAGUGUGCUGAGUAAUCAUCUGUCAUAGGAUUUCAGGAUGAUUGGUUGUGAUGUUAACUUGCACCGGGUUGAUAUUGUGCUGCUAGCGAUAAUUAGACGACUCCUUGUGUCACUCCUGGCUCUUUAACUUUGCCACAUCAACCUUUUUAACCACCAGUCAAAGGUGCAUGAAGAAUUUUCCUUAAGAAUUGUAUUUACGGACAUUUUAAUGUUUUUCAUGUUUAUUUAAGGAUAUAUUUGUGCUGUGGUUGCUUACGAGGUUCCCGCCUUUCAGUUGCAUUAAGAAAAGUAACUCUUCAUAAAUGUGGGUGAUGGGUCGCCAGUAACUGGAAGUGCGAAAGAAUCUCAAUUUGUUAUGUAUUUUAGCUUUAAUGUUUGUAUGGUAUUGUUUAUGCAUCGUUUUUAUCGUUGUCUUAGUUUUCAUACAAGUUUGUGGUGUUGAAUCGAUUUUGUAACCUCACGUACUGUGUUUGUAAAAUGUUUACAGUGUGGUUACCAUAAAUUAAACUGCAGGCUGGAGUCACA